Messenger RNA from Mya arenaria, 606 nucleotides. Its product is annotated as L-xylulose reductase-like. The transcript is spliced from 2 exons. Gene Ontology annotation, biological process: xylulose metabolic process; glucose metabolic process. The record is from RefSeq and is a predicted model, not a curated record. NCBI's taxonomy places the organism in Eukaryota, Metazoa, Mollusca, Bivalvia, Myida, Myidae. Bases 1 to 606 code for a protein of 201 amino acids. Gene Ontology annotation, molecular function: carbonyl reductase (NADPH) activity; L-xylulose reductase (NADPH) activity.
AUGUCAUUGAACUUGAAAGGCAAGAAGUUUUUAGUGACAGGAGCUGGACGAGGUAUCGGGCGAGAGCUUGUUAAAGCUUUAAACAAAGAGGAAUGCAUUGUGUACGCGCUUAACAGGUCUAAGGAGCCCUUGGAUACUCUUGUGCAAGAAUUACCUGCCGUAGUUCCCUUACACGUGGAUCUUGAAGACUGGGAGGCAACCAGGGCUUUGCUGGAGAGUAUUGAGGUACUGGAUGGAGUUGUGAACAACGCGGGGCUCGCUGACCUACCAUCAACGUCUGUGCUGGAAUGCAGUAAGAAGUUUAUGAAUAAGGUUGUGGACUGUCAAGUGUUCGGGGCGAUAAACACUAUGCAGGUCGUUGCAAAAAAAGAUGAUAGAGGCAGGUCGGCCAGGGUCGUUCGUGAACACUAUGUCAAGAGGCUUAUAGAAGAAGGGUCUCCUUUGGACAUAGUGUUCACGUCGCGGACACCGUGCGGUCGUGUACCGGAGGUAUCGGAAGUGGUUGUUCCAAUCAUGUACCUGUUGAGCGACAUGUCAUCGAUGGUUUCGGGAACCAAUCAAGUCGUGGACGGUGGGAUGCUCUCCAGCUUCAUUACCCAACUCUGA